Diaporthe batatas is the source of this 1548-nucleotide messenger RNA. RefSeq lists its product as uncharacterized. The record is from RefSeq and is a predicted model, not a curated record. The coding region runs from base 1 to 1548 and encodes 515 amino acids. Lineage: Eukaryota; Fungi; Ascomycota; Sordariomycetes; Diaporthales; Diaporthaceae. Gene Ontology annotation, biological process: thiamine biosynthetic process. The transcript is spliced from 8 exons. Gene Ontology annotation, molecular function: thiaminase activity; phosphomethylpyrimidine kinase activity; hydroxymethylpyrimidine kinase activity. Gene Ontology annotation, cellular component: cytosol.
AUGGUGCAGGGCCGACUGCUGGUGAUCGCCGGCUCCGACUGUUCGGGCGGGGCCGGACUCGAGGCAGACCAGAAGGUCAUGGCCGCCCAUGGCUGCUACGCCAUGACGGCCACGACGGCGCUGACGGCGCAGAACACACGGGGGGUCUAUGACAUCCACCCCGUGCCGCCGGCGUUCCUGAGGAGGCAGAUCGAGGCCUGCUUUGAUGACAUUGGGGUAGAUGUCGUCAAGACUGGCAUGCUCGCCUCAGCAGAGACCAUCACAGCCGUUGCCCAGGCCCUCGAGGCCCACGGCUUCGGCGGCAGCCUGGUCGUCGACCCGGUCAUGGUCGCCACGACAGGCGCGGAGCUGCUGCCCCCGGCGGCCCUGCGCGAGCUCCGCGCCCGCCUGCUCCCGCGCGCCACGGUGCUCACGCCCAACAUCCCCGAGGCCCGGCUGCUGCUGCGGGACGCAGGCCUCCCGGACGUGCUCCCCGACGACGGCGCCAUCUCCGUCGCGGACCUCGAGGCCGCGGGCGAGGCACUGCGCACGCUGGGCCCCGAGUGGGUUCUCGUCAAGGGCGGGCACGCGCCACUCCGCCGCUGCGACCUUGCCGCUGCGGCCACCGAGGCGGAGAGGGAGCUCGUCGUGGAUGUGCUCUGUGGCAGGGAGGGCUGUGUGAGGGUGGAGACGGCGUACCAGGCGAGCCGGAACACGCAUGGCACGGGGUGCUCGCUUGCCUCUGCUAUCGCGUCCAACCUCGCCAGGGGCAUUCCAGUCCCGCAGGCCGUCAAGGCUGCGUGUAGGUAUGUCCAGGCUGGCAUCCAGACUGCCCCCGGCCUGGGCAGCGGGAACGGUCCACUCAACCAUUUCCACUCGACCUAUACGCUGCCGUUUUCACCGGGCCACUUCGUCGAGUGGAUGCUAGAGCGGCCGGAUGUGGCACCGGUAUGGCACCGGUUCGUCCACCACCCCUUCGUCAUGGCCAUGGGCAACGGGACACUGCCACUCGGAUCCUUCAAAGGCUAUCUCAUCCAGGAUUACCUCUACCUGAUACAGUUUGCCCGCGCAAACGCUCUUGCCGGCUACAAGGCCAGGAACAUGCGCGACAUAUCUGCCGCCGCGACCAUCGUCGCGCACAUCGACAGGGAGACCUCCCUUCAUCUCACCUACUGCGAGGAAUUUGGCGUCUCGCGCGAGGAGAUGGAGGCCACUGAGGAGAAACAGGCUUGCACGGCCUACACCAGAUACGUCCUUGAUAUCGGCCAGUCCCAGGACUGGCUCGGCCUGCAGGUCGCCCUCGCCCCGUGCCUGCUUGGCUACGGCGCCCUGGCCAAGAUGCUGCAUGGAGACCCCAAGUCUGUCAGGCACGGGAACCACUACUGGAACUGGGUCGAGAACUACGUCGCCGACGACUAUGUACAAGCUGUCAAGACCGGCUCAGACCUCCUCGAGAGAAACGCCGUACUCCACUCUCCAUCUCGUAUCGAGGAGCUCGUCGAGAUAUUCAUCCAUGCUACCAAGAUGGAGAUUGGCUUUUGGGAGAUGUUCCCACAUGGUCAGGACUAG